CCGGUGUCCAAGGACACAAACCAGACUAGAAAAACAACACCGACGACUGACGCCCCGUCUGGUUAUCGCCUCUGGGAAGCCGCUGUAUACCUACCGUUGACCACGGCCAGCUCCCGGCCGCGCCGUCCACCAUGGCGCUCAACCUUCCGCCUCUCGGCGCGAACGCCGGAGGGGCUGCUCAUACGCAGGCCUCCCUGCCCUCGCUGCCGGCCCAUUACCAGUCGGAUGCGCAGUUGACGGCUCACCUCGCCAGCCGUUUCCAUGUCUCCAUCCCGACCGCCCGCCUCUCGUCCCACGCCAUCAUCUGUACCAAUACAUACACGAGCUCGACUAAGGGUGAUGGCUCGUCCGCCCAGGCCGCCGCCGAGGAUAUGGCAGAUAGGGCCCUGCUCCGGCUGGGACACCGCUCAGAAAACCAGGCCAUACUCUUCCUUGGUGAAUCUGGCUCAGGGAAGACGACGGUGCGCUCUCACCUCCUGACUUCGCUGCUCAACCGCUCCUCCACCCCCCUCUCCGCCAAGGUAUCGCUUGCGGCGUACGUCUUCGACACCCUCACCACGACCAAGACCGCCACCACACCCACAGCCUCCAAGGCUGGUCUCUUCUACGAGCUCCAGUACGACACGACUUCAUCGACAAACCCCGUUCUCCUUGGCGCUAAGCUGCUGGAUCAUCGACUGGAACGGAGCCGGAUUACGGAUGUUCCCACCGGUGAGCGCAACUUUCACGUGUUGUACUACCUGCUAGCGGGAACGAGCCCCGCCGAGAAGGCUCAUCUCGGCUUCGACACGCCACAGAAGCGGUGGAAGUACCUGGGUCACCCUACGCAGCUCAAAGUGGGAAUCAACGAUGCCGAGGGGUUCCAGCUCUUCAAGACGGCCCUGCGGAAACUCGAAUUCCCCCGCAGUGAGAUCGCCGAGAUUUGUCAGAUUCUGGCCAGCAUCUUGCACAUUGGCCAGCUGGAGUUCGAGACUACCGCCAACACGACCGUGACGGGCGAUGAUAGCGGUGGCUUUUCACACGAAGGCGGCCAGGCCACCACCACGGUCAAGAACAAGGAUGUCCUGGGCAUCAUCGCCGCGUUCCUCGGGGUCAGCGCCGCAGACCUCCAGACCACAUUGGGUUACAAGACGAAGAUGAUCCACAAGGAGAGGGUGACGGUCCUGCUCGACCCGGCCGGUGCUCGGGCGAACGCGAACGAGCUCGCCCGGACACUGUACUCGCUUCUCGUCGCCUACGUGAUAGAGAGCAUCAACCAGAAAUUGUGUGCCUCCGAGGACUCGAUUUCCAACACCAUCUCCAUCAUUGACUUCCCGGGCUUCCAGCAACAAUCGUCAACCGGCUCCACGCUCGAUCAGCUCCUAACCAAUGCCGCCACCGAGUCGCUCUAUAACCUGGCCCUUCAGAACUUUUUUGACCGCAAGGCGGAGAUGCUCGAGACCGAAGAGGUAUCCGUGCCCCCGACCAGCUACUUUGACAACUCGGACGCCGUCAAGGGGCUGCUGAAGCCGGGCAACGGCCUGCUCUCCAUCCUGGACGACCAAACCCGCCGCCACCGCACCGACAUGCAGAUGCUGGAGAGCCUGCGCAAGCGCUUCGAGGGAAAGAAUCCUGCCAUCAGCGUUGGUGCUGCCACGGCCAAGCUGCCCGGGAGCAAUUUCUUCACCGAAAACACUGCCGCCACCUUCACCGUCAAGCACUUUGCCGGCGAAGUCGAUUAUCCCGUCAAGGGGCUGGUGGAGGAGAACGGCGAAGUCAUCUCGGGUGACCUCAUGAACCUUAUCAAUUCCAGCAAGAGCUCGUUUGUCGCCCGUCUUUUUGGCCAGGAGGUCCUCCAGACGGUUGUCCAUCCCCAGGAGCGGACAACCGUCAUGCAAGCCUCGGUGAGCUCUCGGCCGAUGCGCGCGCCGAGCAUCAUGUCAAAGCGCGGGCGGUCCGCCGCUGCUCUGAAUGCGCGCCAACGCGCCAUGGAGAGGGAUCUGUCGGCUGGGCAGGGCAGCGACCCGGGGGACAAGCGGACCGGCAGUGCGCGCACGUCGGAACAGGGCGCUUCCGGCCAGUUUCUCUCGGCCCUGGAGAACGUCACAAAGUCGGUCACGGCGCCGGGCACGAACUGCUAUUUUGUUUUCUGUCUCAAACCCAAUGACAGGCGCAUCGCGAAUCAGUUCGACAGCAAAUGCGUGCGCGCGCAGCUGCAGACGUUUGGCAUUGCCGAGAUCAGCCAGCGCCUGCGGUCCGCCGACUUCAGCUUGUUCUUGCCGUUUGGUGAGUUCUUGGGGUUGGCGGAUCCCGAGACCGCGGUCGUGGGCAGCGAGCGCGAGAAGGUGGAGAUGGUGGUCGACGAGAAGCGGUGGCCGAGCAACGAAGUCGCCAUUGGCGCCACGGGUGUCUUCCUUAGCGAGCGCGUCUGGAUGGAGAUCGCGCAGCUGGGCGACAGCUUCUCGCAGUCCGGCCGCUACGGACUGCCCUCGGACGCAGGAGACGGCAUGGGUACCCCCGCGGACCCAUUCGGCGUCUCCAAGGAACGUCUGCUCAUGUCCGGCGGAGCCACACCGGCCAGCUUCAAUCCCGAGAAGAAGGCUGGCUAUUUUGGCAGCAAUGACGUGGACGCGCGCUCUGACGCGGGUGCGUCGGCCUUCGGGGGCGGCGACAUGUUUAAGAACCUGGACACCCGCGAGCAGAUGGCCGAGCGCGGCAACGAGAAGGAGAUGCAGGAGGUGGAGGAGUACAAGGACAGCCCCAGCCGGAAGCGCUGGGUCUUUGUCGUCCAUCUCCUGACCUUCUUCAUCCCCGACUUCCUCGUCCGGUGGAUCGGCCGCAUGCAGCGCAAGGAUGUCCGGAUGGCGUGGCGCGAGAAGAUGGCCAUCAACAUGAUCAUCUGGUUCAGCUGUCUGCUGGCUGCCUUCUUCAUGGUCGCCUUUCCCAUGUUGAUUUGCCCGCACCAGUACGUCUACAGUCCGGAGGAACUGUCACGCUACGACGGGAAGGACGGCCGGCCCGCUUACGCCUCGAUCCGCGGCCAGAUAUUCGACAUUGGUGCUUUUGCCCCGCGCCACUAUCCCACAUAUCUGCCGCAAAAGAUGCUGACCCAGUACGCCGGCAUGGAUAUCACCUCGCUCUUCCCCGUACAGGUUUCGGCGCUCUGCCAGGGUCAGCACGGCAGCAUCGAUCCGGCCGUCCUCCUUGACUACAAGGACACUAAUGUCACCGGGUCUGUGGCCGUUAUCAGCAGCCAGGAUAUGAAUUCCAAGUAUCACGACUUCCGCUACUUCACCAACGACAGCCGGCCGGACUGGUUCGCGCAGCAGAUGAAGAUGCUGAGGGCCAACUACAAAGUUGGCAACGUGGGCUACUCGGCCCAGUACGUCCGGACGCUCAGCACCAAGCAGGCAAUGACGAUUGCGAUCCUCAACAACCGUGUCUACGACUUGACAAAAUACACUCAGAACGGCCGCCGGCAGAAGAACCCACCAGGGAUGCCGCCGCCAUCGGACCCGACCGCCACCGACUUCAUGCAUCCGCUCGUCGUGCAACUCUUCCAGCAGAGAUCCGGCGACGAUAUCACGGCCCUGUGGCAGUCGUUGGGUAUCGAUGCCAACAUGAAGAGGGCGAUGCAGCUGUGUCUCGACAACCUCUUCUACGUCGCAGACUUGGACACGCGCGCGUCCGCAAAGUGCAAGUUUGCCGAGUACCUGGUCCUGUCCGUGUCGGUCCUCCUUGGCAGUAUCAUCGCCUUCAAGUUCUUCGCCGCCCUCCAGUUUAGCACCAAGAAUAUGCCCGAAAAUCUGGACAAGUUCAUCAUGUGCCAGAUCCCGGUCUACACCGAAGACGAGGAGUCCAUCCGCCGUGCCCUCGACUCUGCGGCACGCAUGCACUACGAUGACAAGCGCAAGCUCCUCGUUAUCAUUUGUGACGGUAUGAUUAUCGGCCAGGGCAACGAUCGGCCGACGCCGCGCAUCGUGCUCGACAUUCUUGGUGUUUCCGAGGCGGUCGAUCCUGAGCCGCUGAGCUUCGAGUCGCUCGGCGAAGGCCUCAAGCAGCACAACAUGGGCAAGGUAUACUCGGGCCUGUACGAGGUGCAGGGCCACAUCGUGCCCUUCCUCGUCGUGGUCAAGGUCGGCAAGCCCUCCGAGGUGUCCCGCCCCGGAAACCGUGGCAAGCGAGACUCGCAGAUGAUCUUGAUGCGCUUCCUCAACCGCGUGCACUACAACCUGCCCAUGAGCCCCCUCGAGCUCGAGAUGUACCACCAGAUCCGCAAUGUCAUUGGCGUCAACCCGACCUUUUACGAAUACCUCCUCCAGAUCGACGCCGACACGGUCGUUGCUCAGGAUUCGGCCACGCGCAUGGUGUCGGCCUUCCUCGACGAUACCCGCCUCAUCGCCGUCUGCGGCGAGACGGCCCUGAGCAAUGCCAAAUCGUCCUUCGUCACCAUGAUUCAGGUCUACGAGUACUACAUCUCGCACAAUCUCGCCAAGGCCUUCGAGUCGCUCUUCGGUUCCGUCACCUGCUUGCCCGGCUGUUUCUCGAUGUACCGCAUCCGCGCCGCCGAGACGGGGAAGCCUCUCUUCGUCAGCCGCGAAGUCGUCGAGGCGUACUCGACCAUCCGGGUGGACACGCUCCACAUGAAGAACCUGCUGCAUCUGGGCGAGGAUCGCUAUCUCACCACGCUCUUGCUCAAGUACCACAACAGAUACAAGACCAAGUACAUCUCCCGCGCGCACGCAUGGACAAUCGCUCCGGACUCGUGGAAGGUGUUCCUCUCGCAGCGCCGCCGCUGGAUCAACUCGACCGUGCACAACCUGAUUGAGCUCAUGCCCAUGAACCAGCUGUGCGGUUUCUGCUGCUUCAGCAUGCGGUUCAUCGUCUUCAUCGACCUGCUCUCCACCAUCGUUCAGCCUGUCCUUCUGGCCUACAUUGUUUACCUCAUCGUUAUGGUCGUCGAGCGGGGAACGGUCGUACCCAUCCUGGCGUUCGUCCUCCUCGGCGUGAUCUACGGCUUGCAGGCCAUCAUCUUCAUCUUGCGUCGCAAGUGGGAGAUGAUUGGUUGGAUGAUUCUGUACGUGAUUGCGAUACCCGUCUUCAGCUUCGCCCUGCCGCUCUACGCCUUCUGGCACAUGGACGACUUCAACUGGGGCAACACGCGUAUCGUGGCGGGUGAGAAGGGCAAGAAGAUUGUCAUCUCGGACGAGGGCAAGUUCGACCCGGCCAGCAUCCCGCGCAAGAAGUGGGAGGACUACCAGGCCGAGCUGUGGGAGGCCCAGACCCAGAGCGGCCUGCACGACGAUACGCGCUCCGAGGUCUCGGGCUACUCGUACGCGACCCGCGCCAAUCACCCCAUGUCCGAGUAUGGCGGCUACACGCCCAGCCGCCCGGGCUCCAUCUCGGGCUAUCCGGGCAUCCCGGCGGCGCCGAGCCGUAUGUCGCUGGCGGCCUCGGAGAUGCUCGGCGGCAACAACCACCGGCAAAGCCAGUUCGGCGGGUCACAGUUCCCGGGCGCGUCACAGUCACAACAGGACCUGGAAAUGACCAACCUGGCCGGCAUGCCCAGUGACGACGCGCUGCUGGCAGAGAUCAGGGAGAUCUUGCGCACCGCCGACCUUAUGACGGUCACCAAGAAGGGUGUCAAGCAGGAGCUGGAGCGGCGCUUUGGCGUGCCGCUUGACUCGAAGCGGGCCUAUAUCAACAGCGCGACCGAAGCGAUUCUUUCUGGACAGUUGUAAUAGACACAUAGACUACGGGCAUGCAUGAACUGCUUUGUCUUUUUUCCGCGGGUUUCCAUUUUCGAGGGAGUAGGUUCGGGACUAUUGGGGCUCAUAUUCUCGUGUUCUCCCGUCUUUGGUUUUCCGGCUUUUGGUUU
Messenger RNA from Thermothelomyces thermophilus ATCC 42464, 5857 nucleotides. Its product is annotated as glycosyltransferase family 2 protein. The transcript has 3 exons. The record is from RefSeq and is a predicted model, not a curated record. The coding region runs from base 132 to 5720 and encodes 1862 amino acids. Lineage: Eukaryota; Fungi; Ascomycota; Sordariomycetes; Sordariales; Chaetomiaceae. Gene Ontology annotation, molecular function: ATP binding; cytoskeletal motor activity; chitin synthase activity. Gene Ontology annotation, cellular component: myosin complex; cell septum; cell periphery.